UGAAGAUCACUCCGCACGCGAUGAAGGCUUGCAGACGCCGCGCGCCAUUUUGGGCGGCAGAGACCGGCGGAGCGGCGGGAGGGUCUCCCGCAGUCCUGGGACCCGCCCCUGGUCUCUGCUCUGCUGUUGGGUGUUCCAUCGAUGUCACCUAUUUGGGCCGGAAGAGAGACUUCUCCCCUCAGUCCUCUGGUGUAGCUGCGCCGGUGGAGCUCCUGCAGGGCCUGCUGCGCACUGUCCGAACUGUCCCUGAACACUGAGCCGGACGCGGCGAGUCUGGCCGGCUGAAAGUGUUAAUCAUGUUGGGCUCUGGGUUCAAGGCAGAGCGCUUGCGAGUCAACCUGCGCCUCGUCAUCAAUCGCCUCAAACUACUGGAGAAAAAAAAAACUGAGUUGGCCCAGAAGGCAAGGAAGGAGAUUGCAGAUUACCUGGCAGCUGGAAAAGAUGAGCGUGCCAGGAUUCGUGUGGAGCACAUCAUCCGUGAAGAUUACCUUGUGGAGGCCAUGGAGAUCCUGGAGCUGUACUGUGAUCUGCUGCUCGCCCGCUUUGGCUUGAUCCAGUCCAUGAAGGAGCUGGACUCUGGCUUGGCAGAGGCAGUAUCAACACUGAUUUGGGCUGCACCUCGCCUCCAGUCGGAGGUGGCCGAGUUGAAGAUUGUUGCUGAUCAAUUGUGUGCUAAGUACAGCAAGGAGUAUGGGAAGCUGUGCCGGACAAACCAGAUUGGGACAGUCAAUGACAGGCUGAUGCACAAGCUGAGCGUGGAAGCACCACCCAAGAUCCUGGUGGAGAGAUACCUCAUCGAGAUUGCAAAAAACUACAACGUGCCCUAUGAGCCUGACUCAGUGGUGAUGGCUGAAGCUCCAGCAGGUGGAGAGGCAGAUCUGAUUGAUGUGGGGUUCACAGAUGAUGUGAAGAAGGGUGGCCCCGGAGGGGGCGGAGGUGGUGGAUUCACAGCCCCAAUGAUAGGUCACGAUGGGUUAGUACCUAUGCCUGUGAUGAUGCCUAUGCCCAUGCCAACAACAAAUCCACCCUUCUCCUAUCCACCUCCAAAGGGACCGGAGAACUUCAGUGGCCUGCCAGUGGGGACCUACCAGCCAUUCACUAACAUCCACCCACCACCAAUUCCGGCAAACCCACCCACAUAUGAGUCCAUUGAUGAGCCUAACACUGACAAGGAUCCUGCUGCAUUAGUGCCUGGGCCUGAGCCCAAGCCAGAAGCUUCUCCUAAACCACGAGCUGGAGCUCCUAAUACCGUUGAUAACUUUGUGCUGCCUGAAUUGCCGUCUGUGCCAGACACGCUGCCAACAGCAUCUGCUGGCGCCAACUCUUCUGCCUCAGAAGACAUUGACUUCGAUGAUCUUUCACGGAGAUUUGAGGAGCUGAAGAAGAAAACGUAAAAUUUCCUGGGCUGCAGGGGAAUGAGCUGUGACAUUUCUCUGAAACAGACUGCCUUUGAAAUUGGUUUCCUCUAUUAACCUCCAAUGAACAUGCUCUUCUUUUUGA
Messenger RNA from Catharus ustulatus (Swainson's thrush), 1500 nucleotides. RefSeq names its product IST1 factor associated with ESCRT-III (gene IST1). The coding region runs from base 297 to 1394 and encodes 365 amino acids. The record is from RefSeq and is a predicted model, not a curated record. Gene Ontology annotation, biological process: protein transport. The transcript is spliced from 11 exons. NCBI's taxonomy places the organism in Eukaryota, Metazoa, Chordata, Aves, Passeriformes, Turdidae.